Molecule: messenger RNA, 1095 nt
Organism: Eurytemora carolleeae
Lineage: Eukaryota; Metazoa; Arthropoda; Copepoda; Calanoida; Temoridae
Exons: 4
Coding region: 468-899 (143 amino acids)
Source: RefSeq, a predicted model, not a curated record
AUCAGAUGCAACCUUUAAAUGUAUACAGUUUAAUAAGCACUGUUAACAAUGUUGUCUGUGAUUUUAUUUUCAAUUUUGUCAGUGCUUUAACUCAAGAAAAUUCAGGUCACAACAGUUGUGUCGUCAAUAAAAUAGGAAAGUUACAUUUGUGUAUAAUGUAUAUGUCUUCCUUACCGUCUUUCUUCCAAUCAGUAAAACAGUGGAACUGGGAUUAAAUUUAACUUAAUUGUUAACUUAAGUUUAUACCCCUUAACUUAAACUUAAGUCUGAUACUUAAAAAUGUAAUCUUGACUUUGGUCGAGAAUUUAAAAAAUGUUCUGUUUGUCCUGUGAAUUCUCAAGAUAGCUGUGAUGUGUGAAGUAUAACCCCCCCUCCUACAAAACACUCUAAAAAAACAUCAUUUAAUUUUAAUAAAUACGAUUUAAAUCGUCGCAAUAAAAUUUCUUUUCAGAUAAAUAAAAACAAUAAUGGCCGAGAAAGAAAUCCCCGAAACAGAAAUAAAAAUGGCUGAGAAAGAAAUCCCCGUAACUGUAAAUAAAAACCACGUGGAUCUUCUUCAAACCAUUCCUGAUAGUUGGAUUCUGAGGGAGUGUGACGUGUACAAGGAUGAAAUGAAGUCCUGUAGUUCUGUCAGAGGACGCUUCCAACAAUUUUAUGUACACGGUAAGGUAAGCACUGAAGGUCACUACUCUAAUGAUGUUUGGGAAAAGCGUACAACCCCACCCGAAGAUUGGAAUGCCCCUCUCCCAGAUUGGUUUAAGGAAAAAAACGACAGUUCCUAUUUACAACUUUAUAUGGACACCAAAGAAAAAGAAGCAGCUUUAAGUUCCGAAGAGCUCCAAAUUGCGUCUAUAAAAGCAUCAAUGGUCAACGCCUUCCCAAGCUGUUCAAUCAUGUAGCUUCUGUAUUCUUGGUUCAAGAGGGGCUUUCUAAUAUCCAGAAUAGUUUGCGGAUUUUCACAAGAGAGUGUUAGAAAUCAAAUGAAAUAAAAACAUUUUCAUGGGGAAACAUUUAUGCUAGAAGCAAAGUCAUCCUUUGUAAUUGAUUUUUCUUUGUAGUAGAUUCAUUCAGCUUAUUUAUCUUGAUAUUUGCAGA